Messenger RNA from Linum trigynum, 1819 nucleotides. The record is from the annotation of a GenBank genome assembly. NCBI's taxonomy places the organism in Eukaryota, Viridiplantae, Streptophyta, Magnoliopsida, Malpighiales, Linaceae.
UUCGUUGCAAAAUAUUCCAUCUUUCGUCAGUCAAAGAUCCUCUGCUUAUAGAACUCACUCACUCGGGGAAAACUCAGACAAACUGAUCGAAUUUCGCAGUUCUCCAUGAACUCGAACAGCAGCAGACUCCAAAAAAGACAGCAGAUUCUAGAGCAGACUAAUAAGUAAGAGUUGAGGGAUUAGAGCAUCCUACACACCUGAUUACAGUGACCAUAUUGGUUGGUCAUUAAGUUGAAAACAAAAACAAAAUUAUCCUGUUGGGACAAGGGCAGAACUGCUGUAAAGGGGUACAGCCAGACUGUGAGCCCUUAAACAAAUAUAUAAAGCAGAAAUGGGCAGAUGCAGUUUGAUGCAAAUGCAACCACCGUCCACCUACUCACAUUGACCUCCCAAAAAAAACCCAUACGAUGACGACGACUCGCGGUGGAUCACCGUGGGCAGAUCUCCCCGAGGAGAUCCUGGAUGCCAUCGGCAGCCGCGUCGGCCGCCCCGUCGACGUUAUCACCUUCCGAUCCGUCUGCUAUUCAUGGCGCUCCGCCGUCCUCACCCCUGACUUCGACCAACUGAUUCCACCCGUCGAGGUCAGGCUACCUUACCCCGGCGACAUCGACGGCUUCCUCAUUCCCUCCACCAUGUGCUGUGUGGAGUUUCAGCCUCCGAUUCCCAAUGAUGAUUCAAUCGAUGGCGAUGCACCGCCGCAGGCAGACGGCGGCUGGCUGAUCAAGAUCGAGGAAUCCUCCCGCGGCAAGCUGCAGCUUCUGAACCCGAUCUCCAACCUCAAGCUCCACUCCUCUCCGAUUCAAUUGAGCUUGCUCGACUUUCGGGCCGUCCAAUUAUGCACCUCGUUCCGCCUCAGGUACCAGAUUGGAUUCCCAGCCUUCGAGAUCAAUAAGGUCCUUCCCUUUCCCCCCGCCGCCUCGGCGGCGUCUCCCCCGCCCCAACAGUCGACGAUCACCGUCAUCGCCAUUUUCCACGAAGGCAGAAUAGGCUACUGGAGGAAAGGAGACCAGCACUGGACUUACUUAGACAGCAGAAACUUUGAUUACGACGAUAUAAUCCUCCACCGAGGUCGGUAUCACGUAAUCGACAGAUUGGGGAAGCUGUCGCUCAUUGAUUCGUCUCUUAGAUUCGAAAAAUCCUACUCGCCGCCGCAGUUCCUCCACGACGGAUCCGGCGGCGGCGGGCAGAAGAAUCUGGUGGACUCCGGCGGGGAUCUUUAUCUGGUCGACAGGUAUUUGGAUGGGAGGAGGAGGAAUUCGAAGGAUGUGGACGAUGCGAUUACCAACAGCUUCAACCCAAUCCGGUACCUUGUGGGAACAGGGAGGAACAGGAAUUGGAACCCCAGAGCGGUGGAUUUCAAGGUCUACAAGCUGGAUGAGGAAAUGAGUGAAUGGGUUGAAGUGAAGUCGUUGGGGGAUGAUGAUACUGUGUUUGUGCUGACGACGGAGUGCUGUUUCUCGGCUCCGGCUGCACAGAUCGCCGGCGGGAGAAAGGACUGCAUUUACUACUCGGAUGACGACGACUAUGUGGCCAGAACCAUGUUGACUACUGACGGCAUUCGGAUGUUCCAGUUGGAGGAUGGCAGUAUUCAGGAAGUGAAAUCGUUGCCUCGCGAGUCUGAUAUUUUUCUACCUCCUGGCUUUAGUGUGGAGUUUUAAAAAUGGACCGCCAUUGUUGACUUUGUUGUAGCUUCACCUGGUUUGUGAUUUGUGAACCAUUGGAAUCUUUUUCCGCCAUCUUUCGAUUUCAGCUGUAGAAUGAUACAGACCCUAUCUGAUACUUAACUAUCCAACUAACUCAGGUUCCAAGAUUGGAGAAA